AUGUCCGAACAGACUGCAAUCGUUGGCCGCGAGGAGAUCAUCGACAUGGUCAACCACGCGUUCCGUACGUGUCGCUCUUCUCUACUCAUGGCGAGCAUCAUGAGGGCAGCCUCUGAGCAGCCUUGGCCAGAAGUACCCGCGCUAGACGACGACUGGCGAGGCCUCCUCGUUGCCCACGCCUAUCGGAUUGCCGUACUCGACCAUGACAUCAAAGCUUGGGCAGGUUGCAUGGAGUGGGUCAUGCCAGAGCCAGGUGAGGACGAGCCCAAGGACAUGGAUGAUCUAGAACACUUUUUCAACCUGAUCCUCAGUGCCACGGAGCUGCUGGGCAGGGUCGUUGAUAGCGGACGAGAGAUGCUGAGCAAGCUGAGCGAGGCGAAGAGGCAGGCAGAGGAGCGGGGCGAGUGCAGAGCGACCUGGACGAGGCCUUGCGUCAACAGUAGCCCCUUCACUUCCGACCAUACACAACAUCUCGAUCCGCCCAGUCUCUCCAGCUCAACCUACGUUGUUCCUAUACAAAGGUCGUCCGAAGCACCCCUUGAAACACGCGGGGAGCUUAACGUAAAGGCAGGGCUCAGCUCAGCGGACAGUAUGGUUCCCUUUUUCCACGCCCACAAGCCCACCAAGGAGGUAGUCGACGCGGCCGUCAAUGACCUUGCACCCCUUCUUCAGGAGGCAGAGGAUGCGGUUGACUUCGCCGAAGAGACAUGGUCGCGCCCAUGCGCCAGGCAGCAGCUCAGCCUUGCCCUCGAACUUCCCAGCUACGUUACGACUGGCGCGCCGUCUUGCUUCGUGAUGCCGACCGCAUCACCGCCCUAA
Molecule: messenger RNA, 819 nt
Organism: Jaminaea rosea
Lineage: Eukaryota; Fungi; Basidiomycota; Exobasidiomycetes; Microstromatales
Exons: 4
Coding region: 1-819 (272 amino acids)
Source: RefSeq, a predicted model, not a curated record